AUGUCUGCGUAUAACGGACGGCGAGGGCCCAACGUCUCUCGCUACGUUGCUGACCUCAAUAACAAUUCGGCCCUCACAUCUACGUUCGACCCUCUCGAGGCACCUGCCAACUUGGACGACGACCUCGCAGUCUUUGCAAACAGCGAUUUCAUCGACUGGAACGGGGGCUCAGAAGGCGGCUUCAAUCCCAACGCCUCCCUCGAUUUCCACUUCAACCUCGACGAGAAGCCUAAUCACUUCGACGUGCAGUGCAACUUCGAAUUUGCCGAUUUCUCGACCUUUCCCAACCACAUCGUCGAUACUUCCAUGCAGAGCGUUCCCCAGGUCGGCCACUACCCCAUCAACCACAACUUCAACUCUCCCGUCUCCGCCGUCUCUCCCGUCACACCCGGAUUCGAUCACUCCACAGGUACGAAGCGCAAGUCGGAACAUAUCGAUGAACAGGGUGAACCAGCAUUAGAUGAAGCCGCCCGUGUCGCCGCAGAGGAGGACAAGCGCCGCCGGAACACUGCGGCUAGUGCGAGGUUCCGAGUGAAGAAGAAGCAGCGUGAGCAGGCUCUCGAAAAGACGGCAAAGGAAAUGUCAGACCGCGUUAGCGUUUUGGAGACCCGGAUCCAACAACUCGAGACGGAGAACACCUGGCUCAAGGGACUCAUCACUGAGAAGAACAACGGAAAGGCAUCCAGCAAGGAGGUCAGCGCCAUGCUCAAGAAACACAUCGAGGAGAACAGCAGCGAGCGGAGUCGCGAUACGCACACUGACGGCGUUGGCACCAAGUCCGAGGACAAUUAA
This is a messenger RNA of Aaosphaeria arxii CBS 175.79, 792 nucleotides long. RefSeq names its product bZIP transcription factor-like protein. Lineage: Eukaryota; Fungi; Ascomycota; Dothideomycetes; Pleosporales. Gene Ontology annotation, molecular function: RNA polymerase II transcription regulatory region sequence-specific DNA binding; DNA-binding transcription activator activity, RNA polymerase II-specific. Gene Ontology annotation, biological process: regulation of transcription by RNA polymerase II. The record is from RefSeq and is a predicted model, not a curated record. The transcript has 3 exons. Bases 1 to 792 code for a protein of 263 amino acids. Gene Ontology annotation, cellular component: nucleus.